AUGAAGAAAUACCAGUUACAGGAGAAUUAUAAUAACUGCAGAGCCACAAAUGAACAGUUAAAAGAACGUCUGAAAGCCUGUUCUCAGGGGUGGAAAUGUUUCAAAUCAAAGCAGUACUACAUCUCCACCGAGAGGAAGAGCUGGACCGAAAGCCAAAAGGACUGUAAAGAGAGGGGGGCAGAUCUGGUGAUCAUCAAUAGCAAAGAGGAACAGGGGUUUAUUUCUCAGUUUACUGGGCCUUUCUGGAUUGGUUUGAGUGAUAGAGAGAGAGAAGGAACCUGGAAAUGGGUGGAUGGGACAACGCUGCAAGAGGGACAAGGGUACUGGAAAGAAAGUCAGCCUGAUAACUUUCAGAAAAAUGAAAACUGUGUUGAGACAAGAAAAACUAAUAGUCAGAAGACAUGGAAUGACUUUCAAUGUGACGAAAAACUGUCUUGGAUCUGUGAGAAAGAAGGCUAGUCUUUAGCCAAAGUUUAUACACACAGCUUACAGGAUUCACUGAAACUAUCAUCUCAGGACACAGAUUUAAUACAUAUUAGUGAUUUCAGUGGAGUUAAAUAAGGAAAAGAGUGAGUUGUGCUAUGAAAUGUUUUGUAUUCUGAACACACACAAUAACAGUACUGCAUUUCAUUUACAUUUACAUUUUACACACAUAUUGUUUAAAUAUUCCAUGCAAAACUCAACUGCAUGACCCUGAAUGUCAUCGGUGUGUAUUCAGAAACUCACAGUGAUGUUCUGCCCACAACUGAGACUUAACAACCUCUCCCCUCCUCCACACCAGAUUUGACUGAUAGCUUUACAGG
Messenger RNA from Scleropages formosus (Asian bonytongue), 803 nucleotides. Its product is annotated as C-type lectin domain family 4 member E-like. The transcript is spliced from 4 exons. Lineage: Eukaryota; Metazoa; Chordata; Actinopteri; Osteoglossiformes; Osteoglossidae. Bases 1 to 459 code for a protein of 152 amino acids. The record is from RefSeq and is a predicted model, not a curated record.